Scleropages formosus (Asian bonytongue) is the source of this 2514-nucleotide messenger RNA. Its product is annotated as signal transducer and activator of transcription 3-like. The coding region runs from base 116 to 2416 and encodes 766 amino acids. Gene Ontology annotation, molecular function: DNA binding; DNA-binding transcription factor activity. NCBI's taxonomy places the organism in Eukaryota, Metazoa, Chordata, Actinopteri, Osteoglossiformes, Osteoglossidae. The record is from RefSeq and is a predicted model, not a curated record. The transcript is spliced from 23 exons. Gene Ontology annotation, biological process: regulation of DNA-templated transcription; signal transduction.
AUUCACCGGCGCUGUAUUUCCUCAAGUACGCAUGCUUACCGUUAUUGGCGGCGGACGGCGUUUUACAUCGCUCCCCCAGCUGCUAUCCUAGAAAAGCUGAGGAGGCGCUUUCACCAUGGCCCAGUGGAACCAGUUACAGCAGCUGGACCCGCGCUACUUGGAGCAGCUGUACCACCUGUACAGCGACAGCUUCCCGAUGGAGCUACGGCAGUUCCUGGCACCCUGGAUUGAGAGCCAGGACUGGGGAUAUGCAGCUAACAAGGAGUCCCACGCAACGCUGGUCUUCCAUAACCUGCUCGGUGAGAUCGACCAGCAGUACAGCCGUUUCCUGCAGGAGAACAACGUCCUGUACCAGCACAACCUGCGGCGCAUCAAGCAGCACCUGCAGAGCAAGUACCUGGAGAAGCCCAUGGAGAUCGCUCGCAUCGUGGCCCGCUGCCUGUGGGAGGAGCAGCGGCUGCUGCAGAGCACCACCACAGCCACACAGGAUGGGCAGGGGGUCCACCCUUCUGGACCGGUGGUGACGGAGAAGCAGCAGAUUUUGGAGCACAACCUGCAGGACAUCAGAAAGAGGGUGCAGGAUAUGGAGCAGAAGAUGAAAAUGCUGGAAAACCUGCAGGAUGACUUUGACUUCAACUACAAGACCUUGAAGAGUCAAGGAGAGCUGACCCAGGACCUGAACGGCAGCGGUCAGGCGGCAGCCAUCAGAAUGAAGAUGUCCCAGCUAGAGCAGAUGUUGAGCGCGUUGGAUGGACUGCGGAGGCAAAUCGUGACUGACAUGGGGGGUCUGCUGUCGGCCAUGGAGUUCGUGCAGAAGAACCUGUUAGACGAGGAGCUGGCCGACUGGAAGAGGAGGCAACAGAUCGCUUGCAUCGGCGGACCCCCUAAAAUAUGCCUGGACCGCCUGGAGACCUGGAUCACGUCGUUGGCGGAGUCCCAGCUGCAGAUCCGCCAGCAGAUCAAGAAGUUGGAGGAGCUGCAGCAGAAGGUGUCCUACAAGGGAGACCCCAUCAUCCAGCACCGGCCCGUCCUGGAGGAGAAGAUAGUGGACAUCUUUCGGAACUUGAUGAAGAGUGCGUUUGUGGUGGAACGGCAGCCCUGCAUGCCCAUGCACCCCGACAGACCUCUGGUGAUCAAGACCGGCGUUCAGUUCACCACCAAAGUCAGAUUGCUGGUGAAAUUUCCAGAGCUCAACUACCAGCUAAAAAUCAAAGUUUGCAUUGAUAAAGAGUCGGGGGAUGUGGCUGCGCUGAGGGGGUCCCGCAAGUUCAACAUCCUGGGCACCAACACCAAGGUGAUGAACAUGGAGGAGUCCAACAACGGCAGCCUCUCUGCUGAGUUCAAACACCUGACGCUGAGGGAGCAGAGGUGUGGCAACGGGGGACGGACCAACAGCGACGCCUCUCUGAUUGUAACCGAAGAACUUCACCUCAUCACCUUCGAGACAGAGGUGUACCAUCAAGGCCUGAAGAUGGACCUGGAGACCCACUCCUUGCCGGUAGUUGUGAUUUCCAACAUCUGUCAAAUGCCUAAUGCUUGGGCCUCCAUCUUGUGGUACAACAUGUUGACCAAUCACCCCAAGAACGUCAACUUCUUCACGAAGCCGCCCGUGGGUACUUGGGACCAGGUGGCCGAGGUGCUGAGCUGGCAGUUCUCCUCCACGACCAAGAGAGGCCUGACCUUUGAGCAGCUGACCACACUGGCUGAGAAGCUGCUUGGAGCGUUAGGGAACUACUCUGGGUGCCAGAUCACUUGGGCAAAGUUCUGCAAAGAGAACAUGGCAGGCAAGGGCUUCUCCUUCUGGGUGUGGCUGGACAACAUCAUAGACUUGGUGAAGAAGUACAUUUUAGCCCUGUGGAACGAAGGCUACAUCAUGGGCUUCAUCAGCAAGGAGCGGGAAAGGGCCAUUCUGAGCCCUAAGCCACCUGGAACAUUCCUGCUGCGCUUCAGUGAGAGCAGCAAGGAGGGAGGCAUCACCUUCACCUGGGUGGAGAAGGACAUCAAUGGAAAGACACAGAUCCAGUCGGUGGAGCCCUACACCAAGCAGCAACUCAACAGCAUGUCUUUUGCUGAUAUCAUCAUGGGUUACAAGAUCAUGGAUGCCACCAACAUCCUGGUGUCUCCGCUGGUCUACCUCUACCCAGAGAUCCCCAAGGAGGAGGCCUUUGGCAAGUACUGUCGAGCUGAAGCCAUAGAGCAGCCCGACAUGACUGACCCAGCUCACGUCCAGUACUUGAAGACAAAAUUCAUCUGUGUGACGCCCACCAAUUCCAGCAACACCAGCGACCUACUCCUCAUGUCUCCUCAAACCCUGGACUCCCUGAUACACACCGAGGGUCCAGAGGCCAACCCUGGGCCAAUGGAAUCACUCACUCUGGACAUGGAGCUAAGCACCGAUGUGGCCUCACCCAUGUGAGGAGCGGAGGAGCGGACGCAAUGAAGCCAUGUGCCAACGCACUUGUCAUUCUCGAUUAGCUCCUUAUUUUGUGCAGUCGUCAUCUUGGGAAACCCGUC